This is a messenger RNA of Cicer arietinum (chickpea), 2068 nucleotides long. The record is from RefSeq and is a predicted model, not a curated record. NCBI's taxonomy places the organism in Eukaryota, Viridiplantae, Streptophyta, Magnoliopsida, Fabales, Fabaceae.
UAUAUAGAAUCAAGUGAACCAACUUUAUUAAUAACUCACUACAUUUUGUCAUCCAAAAACAUGUUUCCUCAUUAAUUCCUCCAUUAAUCAUAGGGAUCAACAGAUUCAAUUCAACUCUACUGAGAAAUGAAAGUCAUUCAUUCUCAACUUGAGUGAGUGAGUGAAUGCUAAAUAUAGCUAUGUUACCCUCACCACUUGAUUUUUCAACUUCAUAUCUAAGCACAAGCACAAUUGUUGCACUUUGUGUAUUCUUCGGACUCCUCUGCUCUUGCAUCAUCGUUGGCCACCUUCUCGAAGAGAAUCGAUGGGCCAAUGAAUCCAUCACUGCCCUCCUUCUUGGUUUGUGUUCUGGAGUGGUGGUGUUACUAGUGACCAAGUUCCGAAGUACCAAGAUUCUAAUAUUCAGUGAAGACUUGUUCUUUCUGUACUUGCUUCCACCAAUCAUUUUCAAUGCAGGUUUCCAAGACAAGAAGAAGCAGUUCUUCAGGAAUUUCAUUACUAUACUUCUGUUUGGAGUCCUUGGGACAGUUAUUUCUUUCUGUCUCAUAUCUCUUGGUGCUUUUCUGCUAUUUACAAGAAUUGGCAUAACCAACCUGGGCAUAAAAGAUCACCUAGCCAUUGGUGCCAUAUUGUCAGCAACUGACUCAGUUUGUACAUUACAAGUUCUGAGUCAAGAUGAAACACCUUUGCUUUACAGCAUUGUAUUUGGAGAAGGAGUAGUGAAUGACGCCACAUCUAUUGUUCUUUUCAAUUCAGUCCAAACACUUAACUUCAGCACCAUGAAUGCUAUUACAGCCUUGAAAUUGUUGGGGACCUUCUUUUACCUCUUUUGCACUAGUACUGCCCUUGGUAUAAUAGUUGGCCUUUUAAGUGCUUACAUUAUUAAAACUCUUUACUUUGGAAGGCCAAUUAACAAGAAAGAUGUGAAAAGCGCAAAGAGUAUAAUAGUGUCACCCGUUGCACUCUCUCUGUUACAAUUGUUUAUUGCGGAAAAAAACCUGCACUCUACAGAUCGCGAAGUUGCACUUAUGAUGUUAAUGGCAUAUUUGUCAUAUAUGAUCGCUGAGUAUCUUUUGCAGCUUUUGAAUCUCAGUGGGAUUUUGACUAUUUUCUUCUGUGGCAUUGUUAUGUCACACUAUACAUGGCACAACGUUACAGGAAGCUCGAGGACAACAACCAAGCACGCCUUUGCAACUAUCUCAUUCAUAGCUGAAACCUUUAUAUUUCUAUAUGUUGGCAUGGAUGCUUUCGACGUUGACAAAUGGAAAACAAGCAAAGCCAGCAUAGGAACUUCAGUCGCUGUCAGCUCAACUUUGAUUGCAUUAGUUUUGAUUGGAAGAGCAGCUUUUGUUUUCUCUAUUGCAAACAUUACAAAUUGCACCAAAACAAGAGAGAGCGCCAAAAUCGAGUUUCGAUCGCAGUUUAUAAUAUGGUGGGCAGGCCUAAUGAGAGGUGCAGUGACCAUUGCCUUAUCUUAUAACCAGUUUUCAAAAUCUGAGAUAGCAUCAACUGAAGACUCUGCAUUAAUGAUCACAUCAACUAUAAUCCUUGUCUUAUUCAGUACUGUGGUAUUUGGUUCCAUAACGAAGCCUUUGAUUGAGGCUGUGAAGUUAAGGCAAUCAAAACCAGCUAUUUCUGAUUCCACUGAUAAUCAAGAGGAUCUGAGAUUACUAUUCCUUGAAAGCAAUUGUUCCAUCAACCAAACAAAUCAUCACGAAUCUCAAUCUCGCAGACGAAGUAGCCUUAGUUUGAUGAUACGUCAUCCUACUACUACGGUUCACUACUUUUGGAGGAAAUUCGAUGAUAAGUUUAUGAGACCCGUAUUUGGUGGCAGAGGUUUUAUUCCGGCUGUUCCUGGUUCACCACCUGCUGAAGAGGAGAUUUCUUGAAACACAAGCAAUUAGUACAUGUUUUGAUUUUGGUUUUGGUUUUAAUUAUAAAAAAUAUUUUUUACGAGGAACAUUGAAAACCCGGUGGUAUUUUUUGUUUAAAACUCAACAGAAAAUGAAAUAGUACUUGUCUGUUUUCAUGGUCAUAUAAUAUUUUAAUUCUUGUUUCAGCAAAAAUA